Molecule: messenger RNA, 4496 nt
Organism: Pseudogymnoascus verrucosus
Lineage: Eukaryota; Fungi; Ascomycota; Leotiomycetes; Thelebolales; Thelebolaceae
Exons: 3
Coding region: 1672-3627 (651 amino acids)
Cellular component (GO): nucleus
Molecular function (GO): chromatin DNA binding
Source: RefSeq, a predicted model, not a curated record
CUUUCCCCACGCCUGCAGCGCAAAAGUACAGAACAGUACAUUACAAUAAAGACUAAAGACGAAGGAAGCCGACGCGGACGCGGACGCGACUCGUGUGUGGCCCUGGCGCUUUAUAAGACAAUAGUGCUGCCAAAACAACCUCGUGCAGUACAUAACUCCUCAUAACUGUACUACGUUGCGUACAGUGUUCUCAAAGUACUGUUCUGUAUGUACAGCCAGCCAGUAUCACCUUCCUGAUUAACGCCGAUUGGAGAGACGAUCUUGUGGGGUCCCGCAACGAAGAAGGUCCGCUGGAGUCGCCGACGAACUGGACAAACUGUGGCGGAACAAGGGAUACCUGAGCUUUUUGAGCUUUGAAAGAGUUUGACUCGUGGCUUGACGCGCUCCCGCCCGACGCAAGUUCCAUACUGUGGUAUUCACGGCGGAUACUCUAGAUAAGUGUGGACAGUGAGCGCCCGCUGUGCAUCGACUGGGACAAGACAAGCAAAUCCCUCUCUUGCCACUGGUGGAUACAUUUCAAUAACGAUACGAAAAGAGUCGCAUGUACUCUACUCUAUAUUACUCUACUCUGCUUCAUUUUACUGCAGAGUAUAUAAAGUAUAUACAGUUAGUAUACAGUGAGUGUAUACAGUAGCUGGAAAGAAAGUACUCUCGCUCGAGACUCAUUUGCUCAGCUGAGGUCGCCAUUCAGAACACAAAGCUUCAAACCACCAACGCCUUCUAGUGGUUGGAUAUAUUGACCGACUGGAAGUACCUCACAUUCUUCUACAUCUACAUACAUACUCGAGUACCUCGUGAAUAUCAUCGAAAGAGACGACGUUAAGAGUUAUCGCAUUCGAGAAGCUCAAAUCGAGAAUAGCACAGCAGCAACCGCCGCCUGUACACACCCAUUCUCUACCUUACCGUCGACUUCUCAUCGCGUGUCGGCUGGUUGACGAACUAUCAUCCUUGAAUCCUUGGAUCUUGAGAGAAUUACUGUAUGCUGAGUACUGAUUACUCUCCAAGUAUACGUACCGUACCGCGCGGAGUGUAACGGUAACGGCGACGGCACGCACCAUACCAUACCAGACCGAACAGACCAGACAGAUCAGACAGACCAGAUCAGAUCAGACCAGACCGACUGAAAAGACACCAAAAAGCCGCGUCUCUCUCGACCCUAAUGAUAGGCUUUGCCAUCAGCUUAUUAUAUUCCACAGAGAAAGAAACCGAUGGGGACCGAGGAACACCUUUUCGCAUUAUUGUUCUCGCUGUAUUAGCUGGGAUCACUUGAACUAAACUGUUCUGGUUCGCGACGUAAUCUCUGGCAGGCUUCGCUAGUUGAAAGCCACAGGCUCCGAAAGGGACGUGAUCGCAUCCCUCAGCUAUCACCCACUACUCCUCUAGCCGCGACUGCUAUCGCCAACCGGGAAACAUCAACCAUCACCGACCAUCCCCAACCAUCCCACAGCUUCCCGUCGCUGCGCAUCAUCGGGAAUACGUUGUAACACUUGGUUUCGGGACAAUAUCCAAUUGUGUCUGGAGUCGCCACGGCUUCCCUCGUGAAUUGCGACUGCGACCGCCCGUUGCCGCGACGCGGAGACUUGCAUCAGCCUGCCUGUCGCCACAUUCAUCAACUCGGCGAGCUUGCUAUCACACACACGAACUCAAGUCGCGACCGGCGACCCUACCGCCAUGUAUUCCGGAGUCCAGGACAGCGCGGGCUCAGGCACCGGCACAUUAAAUCCUGCGCUCCUCAACUCUGCAAUCGCCAAUCCAUCAUCAUCCUUACCGUCUGAUGUCAGCCCGCGGGGCACGAAACGAAGCCGUUCGCCAACGGAGACUUUCAACGAGUUGCACAAUGCAGAUGAGAAUGGUGACGGCAAGCCGAGAAAGAGAGGACGACCGAUGAAACCACCAAGCCGCACAUCUGGCGGAGUAUCCGAGAGCCCAACACAACAAACGGUGUCACAACCUGCCCAGAAUAUAUUGCCACAGACCCCGCAGCAACAAACAACUGCGCUGCCGCUACCUCUGAAUUCGGUGGUGCCAGCCCAGGCAUCUCCACCCAAGACCACACCUUCCAAGCCUGUGGUGAAGGCACUACCUACCGUACGCGACCACACUACAGAUCAGCUGGGCCCAGAGGGAGACGAGUACAUCCCAAGGGAGUACGAUGAUGCUGGAGAGAAAAAGGUAGGUCCUACUGGACACCUGAACGAUGGACGGGAGUACAAAUGCAGGACGUUCUUCGUGCCCGGGAGAGGUGAUAAAUUAUUUAUGCUGGCGACCGAAUGCGCACGAGUCCUCGGUUAUAGGGACUCGUACCUUCUAUUCAACAAGAACCGGUCCCUAUACAAGAUCAUUGCGACCCAGGAGGAGAAGGAGAACCUUAUCCAUCAAGAAAUCCUCCCGUUCUCCUACCGAUCUCGUCAAAUUGCGAUAGUCACGGCAAAGUCCAUGUUUCGCCAGUUUGGCAGCAGAGUGGUCGUGAAUGGGCGAAGAGUGCGGGAUGAUUAUUGGGAGACGAAAGCACGGAAACAAGGUUUCACAGAAGCUGAUUUGGCGGGCGAGAAGAGACCAGGUGGGGCGAAGGCCAGAGACGCAGCGGCCGCUGAGGCGACUGCAAACGCAACUGCGAUGCUUGGUCACCAAGGAGAUGUUGUUUACAGCAGUGCUCCGGUGCAUUUCAACCAUCCUCAACCUCAGACUGUUCAGCCCGGCAUGCUGGGACCAGCUGGCGGUGGAACGCCUCUACCAAUGAUCACAUUGACUCCAGAUCAGAAUGAGCUACGGCUGGGAGAAUAUCGCAACGUUUCCCGUCCAAGGCAGGAGAUCACAGGCCCCGCGUACCAGGACCGAACCCAGUCAAGCCCACCAGGAGAACUGCUCACGCAGUCUCACCACGCUGCUGAGUAUAACAAGCAAGUUAAUCAGCAGAGGAACUUUCGUGGCAAAUACAUCGAGGAGAUUUGGAGACAGCCACACGAGCCCCUGGUUCCGAGCCUUCCACCGACUACAAGCCUCAGCGACAAUCUGCCAUCCGUGACACAGUCACUGCAGUCGCCCCAUCAGGGUACGAGUAACGUGCAACAACCGAUGCUGUUAAACCAGCCGGGCCAAAGCAUGAUUUCAGGCACUUCUUAUACACAACCGCCGCACCAACCUAACCCUCUUGCACAGACCCCGAUGAGGGGCGUACCACAGGGCGCCAUGCGGUCCGACCAAAUGCACGGAAGAUCUCCAAGUCUAUCUUUGGCAUCUACUGGCAUGGGACAGGGAGCACAGUACGGGUAUCCCUCGCAAACUCAAAUGUGGCCACCGUCACAGACUCAUCAAUCUUCACACCAGGCUUAUCCUCACUAUAGCCCCCAAGCUAGCCAACAAUCUCCUCACCUACAGCAGUCCCCCCACCAGUCACCCACACAAUUGCGGCACGCUGGAGGCAGCGCCCAACUCCCACCCGGCAUGCAAUAUCAAAACAUGGGCCAGGGAUAUCCUUCCCAAAGCCGAGGAAUAUACCAGCCAGACCAAAUACAACAGCAGUAUGUGCAACCACAAACUGCGCAAGCACCAGCCACGCCUCAAAAUUGGGCAUCACAGCAGCAGCCUGGCACCCAGGGUUCUUGGGGAUGGGGCACUCAAGGAUAAUAAUCUCCGCAUCAAGUGAACAACGAAACGCCUUUGACGCAUAACAUUCGAGCACAACACGAUCGAGACGGCGAUACGUAUGGAUCAUGCAAUCAACGAUAAUGUUAAUACACACGUUCAGGACAUGAACGCGGAAACGGGAGUCGUAUUUGUCUCCCCGGCAUCGCCCAUUACGAUAUGGAAGACGGAGUUUAGGUGGACUUGGGGAUAAUUGGUCAAUUUUCUCCACCCUGGGGUAUACAUAAGGAGCAUGAGCUGUGGGGCUGCCGACUGUUUAAUUCGGUGUAAAUUAUUCUAGGGUGGACUUGUUAUUUGGGGGCUUCGUGCUCUUAACAUGCGUGGUUUCGCAUUAUACCUCGUUUUUAUUUAGUUAUAAUUCCUUUUCCAACACUUUUCUCUCCACGAGGUUUUCUUUUUUAGUGCUAUCAUCAUGGAGGAAUGCAUUUCAUUUGGCACACUUUGUUUUCUGAGUUUAGGGAUUAAUGCGGCUCGUUCUCAUCAUUGCGCUUUUCUCUCGCCAGGCUGACUAUAAUGUUUCGCUUUCGGCCAAACCCCAUGCAUAUUUCCUUUAACCAACAUGUUGUUUUGUUUUCGCUAGGGCUGGGCUGUCACCGUGCAAGAGAAAGAGAGGGGAGGCAAUUUCUAUUGGCAAAGGGACAUAUUUUCGAGGCUCUAUGUGAUUUUUUUUUUACCUUUUUCAGGUUUUCAUUAUGGAUUGGGACGCGUUUGUUGCAUUUGCGAUGGGCUUCGUCGUUUGGCUUGGUAUCCUUGGAAUUGGAUAGCAUGCGAGCAUGUGUGCAUGAGAUAUACCCAGAUGUGACGACACGGGAGGUAUGGAUUUGCCCUAUCCUAAUUACAAUGGAAACACU